CAUUGACGAAUACUGUGUGCAGCAACUAAAGGAGUUUGAUGGGAAGAGCCUGGUCUCAGUUACCAAGGAGGGUCUGGAGCUACCAGAGGAUGAGGAGGAGAAGAAGAAAAUGGAAGAGAGCAAGGCAAAGUUUGAGAACCUCUGCAAGCUCAUGAAAGAAAUUUUAGAUAAGAAGGUUGAGAAGGUGACAAUCUCCAAUAGGCUUGUGUCUUCACCCUGCUGCAUUGUGACCAGCACUUAUGGCUGGACAGCCAAUAUGGAGCGGAUCAUGAAAGCCCAGGCACUUCAGGACAACUCCACCAUGGGCUACAUGAUGGCCAAAAAGCACCUGGAGAUAAACCCUGACCACCCUAUUGUGGAGACGCUGCGGCAGAAGGCUGAGGCAGACAAGAAUGACAAAGCAGUCAAGGACCUUGUGGUGCUGCUGCUUGAAACCGCCCUGCUCUCUUCUGGCUUUUCCCUUGAGGAUCCCCAGACCCACUCCAACCGUAUCUACCGCAUGAUCAAGUUAGGUCUAGGUAUUGAUGAAGAUGAAGUGGCAGCAGAGGAACCCAGUGCUGCAGUUCCUGAUGAGAUCCCUCCUUUUGAGGGCGAUGAGGAUGCAUCUCGCAUGGAAGAAGUAGAUUAGGAGUUCAUAGUUGGAAAACUGCCCUUGUAUAGUGUCCCCAUGGCUCCCCCUGCAGCUUUGAGUGCCCCUGUCCCAUCUGACUCCCCUUGCUGAUGUCUGGUGUUUUUCUGUCCUGUCCUUUGGUGGAAGGCAGGAAACAAGGGUGUCAAGCCCCCAUUCUUUCCCUACUCUGACAGCAGGA
Messenger RNA from Callithrix jacchus (white-tufted-ear marmoset), 809 nucleotides. The record is from RefSeq and is a predicted model, not a curated record. NCBI's taxonomy places the organism in Eukaryota, Metazoa, Chordata, Mammalia, Primates, Cebidae.